Molecule: messenger RNA, 174 nt
Organism: Aspergillus luchuensis
Lineage: Eukaryota; Fungi; Ascomycota; Eurotiomycetes; Eurotiales; Aspergillaceae
Exons: 1
Coding region: 1-174 (57 amino acids)
Source: RefSeq, a predicted model, not a curated record
AUGGUUGGUCUUACGUACCAGCAGCAACAAGCUCUACUGCAACGCGUAAAGAGUCUCGAGAAAUGGAAAUCCCAGGUUGAGGCCCACAUGUCGUCGGGUGGAACGCCGGGUGCGGACUCCGACCACUCUGGGCAGACCCAAGCGGAAUCCCAACAGCAAAACCCAACUGUCUAG